Mya arenaria is the source of this 4746-nucleotide messenger RNA. RefSeq names its product dynein regulatory complex protein 1-like. The record is from RefSeq and is a predicted model, not a curated record. Gene Ontology annotation, biological process: axonemal dynein complex assembly; regulation of cilium movement; cilium-dependent cell motility. Bases 71 to 2302 code for a protein of 743 amino acids. Gene Ontology annotation, cellular component: axoneme; axonemal dynein complex. Lineage: Eukaryota; Metazoa; Mollusca; Bivalvia; Myida; Myidae. The transcript has 18 exons.
AUGGCUGCAAACACAUAGCAACAGAUACACAACGAAUAAAAAACCCGUUUUAAACUGACACAGUAUAAAAAUGAGUUCCAGCGGAGAGGAAGAAGAAACCGGACCAACUGUUGACGCAGUUGACCCGGAAGAGAGAAUUGCAGCCCGUAGAAUAAGGAUUCAGAAACGGGUUGAAGCUGCGCGGAGAGCUGCCUUGGGUGAAGACCCAAAUGAAAAGAAAGAGAUUAAAGAAGAACUGACUAAGAGCAGAAAGCAGAUAGAGGAGAGUCGACUUCGCCUGACGAAGCUUAAGCAGGAUGGGUUUGAUCUGGUCACUAACAUCAGAGUGGCGGGCGAUGCCCGGGAAGCCAUGAGGAGAAAUGAAGAAGAGGAUGCUAAAAGACAGAGGAAAGAUAAACUUGAACAGGAAGCAAAAUCGGGAGCAGAAAGAUUUGAAGAGAUCACAAAGAAAUGGGAACAAGCAUUGCAGCACUCAAUUCCUCAAUCACUUCAUGAGAUGUUGAUGACUCAGAAAACGUCCUGUGAUGCGAUGAUCGAUGAGAAGAACAAACUGAUCAACGAUUUCCAACAGGAACUGAAAAGCAAGGAUGACCAGUAUGUGAAAGAUCUGAAAAAACAGGCUGAUGAUGUGGAUCUCAUGAUUGAGCGUAUGGAAGAACAGAUUAAAAAUCUCACUAAGGCUCUGCGGGAAGAGAUGAAAGAAAUUGAGAUGGCAUUUGUGGCAGAGAGAAACGACUCACUUGAACUCCACAAGCGAAAGUGGGAAGAGCGGAUGCAGCAUCGACGUGACAAAGAAGUUGAGUACAUGAAGUCUCGUGAAAAACGUGUUGAGGAUUACGAGAACCAGCUUCAACACUUACGUGUCCAGGAUUCUGAGGAAUAUAACAUGGUCAAGAUUAGGCUAGAGACAGAUGUUCAGCUGUUGGAGCAGCAACUACAGCAGAUGAGAGCCACGUAUCAGCUCAACCAGGAGAAACUAGAGUAUAACUUCCAGGUGCUGAAGAAACGUGACGACGAAAACACCAUCACCAAGUCUCAACAGAAAAGGAAAAUCACAAGGCUUCAAGACGUCCUGAACGGUCUGCGGAUCAAGUGUGCGAAGCAGGAGAAACAGUACAGGGAUGAGAACUCGCAGCUUAACGAUGACUACAAGAAAAUCAUGGAGCAGUUUAAAGAUUUACAGAAGAAAAAUAGACACUUCACCCAGGCAGAUGCCAACAAGUUUAACGAUGUGUGGUGUAUGAAUGAGGAAGAGUUGAAGGACUUCGUAAGCAAUGUGCUCGAGGCUGAUCGCAUCAUCAGCACGCAGCAGAUGGGGCUUGACUGGGCACCAUCUGACCUGUCGUUCAUGGAGAAUAUUGGGCCACUGAUGGAGGAGGAGUCAAAGAUGUCGGGUGUGACAGCAAAGCAGGUCGUACAGGAAGUGCUCUCCGCUACGGGAGACAGGCAGACAGCUGGAAGUCAGGCCCAAGAUGAAGACCAGCAGUCAGAAAUGAGCGACGAUAUUCCCGCCGACAGGAAACCAAAGAAAUCGAGCAUACUUGACAAAAUUUCAGCUCAGACCAUAAAACAGAUCCUCGAGUUGCUGUGUGAUGAAUCGGGUUUCCUUGUGGAACAGAAGCUCAACACACUUCUGGCACCACUGGAGAAGGACGAGCAAUCACUCAUGAAACUUGAUGCCAUCUUCAGUGCCCUUAACAUCGACACUGAAGAGGACAUCCACCUCCUGGCCAGUUACUUCAUGCAGCUUAAGGGGAAACCAGGACAGGCAGAGGUUGAGGAGAAGAAAGAAGAUGAGGAAUCAAAGACGUUUUACUCAGAGAGUGAGAUGGCUGACGACCUCGAUGCCGAGAUCUACAAACUGACUGGCAAAGAAGGAGACGCGGUGUCAACAAAGAGCGAAACAGUGGAGCUUAUAAACCCGAACGAGGUUCUAAAGGCACUCCGACUGUUUGUGGACCAGCACAGGAAGCCACAGAGAGAGAAAGGGAAGGCUUCUCAAUUCAAGAUCAAGUCUCUGGGUGAUCGAGAUGACACAGGUGACUCGGAAUACUGGGCGAAGUACGCUCAGGUGAUUGAUAAGAAGAAGGAGCGCCUCUGGGAUGCUCUACUUGAGGGACUGGAAAAAUACAGUGAUACCCUGGGCUCAAGAGCUGGACUUAUUAACGAAACUGAUGCGCUAAGACAACAGAACGCCGAGCUCCGAAUGUUGCUUCAUCAGUAUGUCAACUCCAAGGUGAAUGCGGAGCUAGAGGUGCCGCCGACCCGUGUUCUGCAGCUUGAGAUGAACCCUCCCCGUUGAUGGCCCCCAUCAUCCCGCUUAGACAACACAUAUUUUACACCUAAUACCCUGUGCGGGGCCUCUCACCUAAAUAAUGUGACUCUUGUGCAAUUUUAACUACUAGUUUUUUUCUUUUUCAUUUAUCAAAAAUGUGAAAAAAUAAACUGAAUUUUGAAAUGAAAUGGUCUGAUUUUGAAAUAUUAGUAACAGUGUUUGCUUUAUAUAUUAUUUGUACAAAAUGGCUACAAAUUUCAUACAUAAAUUUAGCAAAGAUAAAGUCAAUUAACAAAUGGCUUUUUGUUCAGAACUUUGUUAUAGUUAACAUCGUUGCUAACAUCAUCAUUGUUAACUUUCAAAUCGUUGCUGCUCUGGAAGUUUAAUGGAUACACAUGUGAUCUGCAAUAACACUUACAAGAUUUAAGACAGCUGUUUCAACUUUACUUGUAUAACUCAAAUAUAUGAUGAAAUAGCACAUCAUAAAAUAUAUUACUAAUCUAUUAAGUUAACAUGAUACCGCUAUCGAUGUUGUUAACUUUUACAGUUCUGAGCAAUCUGCCAUAUUACAAUUUAAAGUCUAUACCUGUACAUUCAUUUAAUGACAUAUUUUUCUGCCAUAGUUGUAAGAAAAUGGAAAUGAUAAAACUUAAAUCAACAAGUCAAGUAGCCUAAAAUGAAGUUUUAAUUAAUUCACAUAAAAUAGGAUACUGUACGGACGUUUAUAAUGUUUCAAAAUUUUUGAAGAAAAUUAAACUGCCCUCUUUGAACUUAGGACUUUAAUGAAAUGUUCAAUAAAAUCUGGUUUGAAAUAGAAAAAAAAACAUUAUAAAAAGAUACUUCUUUAUUUUAAACACUAAUAAACAUGUUGACUUGUUCAAGGGCAGUGGUUUUAAGAAUAAUUAAUGACCUUGUCUUCAUGUCUCGUUAAGCUUGUUUGUAAAUUUAGUUGUGUUCACCACAAAUUUAUCUUAAGAUUGUAUAUCUUUUCUGUGGUUUUGUAACAUCGAAAUAUAGUUGAAGUACUUUAAUGAAUGACUGUUUGUUUAAUUUUGCGAGUGUGGUAUUUAUUUAUGGAUAUGUGUUUUAUUAAAUUUUACUGUCAGAACAUUUUCAAAAUUAUGAACACUUAGCAAGAUUUCAAUGGAAUUUUUUAGUGGUAUCACGUCUUGUAUUAUGAUAUAUUUGAUAGUUUAUAAGUUUAUACUAAAACUUGUGCAUUAAUAUUUCUGUACAAUGCUAAGAACAUAAUAUGGACAGAUUUAGUUGUUUUUCUAUGAACUAAAUAACCUCUUGUUACAUUUUUUGUGACAAUGCUUUCUUUGUUCAAUACACCAACAUGUAUGCUCACAAUUUGACUGUGACUGUAGCCAGAGAAAAUCUUUUGUGUUUUCUCUCUAAAGAUCCUCUUAUCCGUUGACAUUUUAUCUGCAUUUUGCGUCUAAUUAAAGAUGCACUUUAACUCCCCAAUAAGAUUUACCACAAUUAAUACAAUUGUUUUAAAUACCAAAAAGAAAGAAUAAAUUUCGAAAACAUUAGUUCUUAUGAAGGCUACCAAGACGAUAGUAGAUCACAGUAAAUCUUUAAACACUCACCAAUCAUUUAAUAUUUUUGCAUUUUCAGAUAUUAAGUACACUGUUACAAUCUUGUUAUCAGUAAUUAAUAUUUUCUUUAAAUGCAUUAUUUAGUAAGUUGUUAAAGGAUUAUCACUCAAAAUGGAUCUUUGUUAUACAUGUGUAUGUGUUGAUUUUGAAUAAGAGUGUCACUUUAAUUUGUGAUUGACAGUAGACACAUUAUUUCUGUGAGGGGCCGGUGUUUUAUAUGUUUCGCCCAAGUGGGAUGAUUAUAAAGUAGGAGAGAGAGAGAAAGAGAAAGAGAGACCAACAGAGGCUGUAUUCUAUAACCACCUUAGAUUGAGCUUAAUUUUAAGAGAGAGAAUCUGAGUGUUUUGAUUGGCUGUAAAAUCAAUUGCCAAAUGAUUGAAUGAAAUCAAUGAAGCAUGUCUAAGGAUGAGUAUAAGAACUAUAUUGAAUACAUGACCCAAGAAUUUCAUGAUGAUGAUGAUAAUAAAUUAAUUUAAAGUAAAAAGUUCAUCUGCUGCCAAUAGUAUAAAAUUGGUUACAUUUUUGGUUAAGUCAAAAUUAUUACAGAUGUUUAUUGAUUGGUCAAUAUUUAUCCAAUAAUAACCAUGAACCAAUGAAAGCAUUUCAAUGAGAAGAACUAGAUAAAAGUUAACCUGUAGACAAUUCAUCAAUGUUCUAUAGAAUAAGUUGUGCUUAUUCAUAAUUAUUUGAUAUACAAGGUUCUGUGAUAUACCAAUGAAUAAUGUGCAUUUAAGGGUUUUAUAUUUAAAAAAUUAUGCUUUCGUUUGUUGCUGUUUUAGGACUAUUAAAAAGAUCUUUGAAAAAGAGGGAAAAAAUGAUGAAUUAUUUCCUUCAAAAAUACUUGUGAAAAAUAAACGUGUAAAGGUU